Molecule: messenger RNA, 1473 nt
Organism: Lipotes vexillifer (Yangtze River dolphin)
Lineage: Eukaryota; Metazoa; Chordata; Mammalia; Artiodactyla; Lipotidae
Gene: ASS1
Product: argininosuccinate synthase 1
Exons: 14
Coding region: 6-1244 (412 amino acids)
Biological process (GO): urea cycle; L-arginine biosynthetic process
Cellular component (GO): cytoplasm
Molecular function (GO): ATP binding; argininosuccinate synthase activity
Source: RefSeq, a predicted model, not a curated record
ACGAGAUGUCCGGCAAAGGCUCCGUGGUUCUGGCCUACAGCGGGGGCCUGGACACCUCCUGCAUCCUCGUGUGGCUGAAGGAGCAGGGCUAUGACGUCAUUGCCUACCUGGCCAACGUGGGCCAGAAGGAAGACUUUGAGGAAGCCAGGAAGAAGGCACUGAAGCUUGGGGCUAGAAAGGUGUUCAUCGAGGACGUCAGCAAAGAGUUUGUGGAGGAGUUCAUCUGGCCCGCCAUCCAGUCCAGUGCGCUGUACGAGGACCGCUACCUCCUGGGUACCUCUCUCGCCAGGCCCUGCAUUGCCCGCAAACAGGUGGAGAUCGCCCAGCAGGAGGGAGCCAAGUAUGUGUCACAUGGCGCCACAGGAAAGGGGAACGACCAGAUCCGGUUUGAGCUCACCUGCUACUCACUGGCCCCCCAGAUUAAGGUCAUCGCUCCUUGGAGGAUGCCCGAGUUCUACAACCGGUUCCAGGGCCGCAACGAUCUGAUGGAGUACGCGAAGCGACAUGGAAUUCCCGUCCCAGUCACCCCCAAGAACCCGUGGAGCAUGGACGAGAAUCUGAUGCACAUCAGCUACGAGGCUGGAAUCCUGGAGAACCCCAAGAACCAAGCGCCUCCAGACCUCUACACAAAGACCCAGGACCCGGCCAAAGCCCCCAACAGCCCAGACAUCCUUGAGAUCGAGUUCAAGAAAGGGGUCCCUGUGAAGGUGACCAACGUCAGGGAUGGCACCACCCACAGCACGGCCUUGGAGCUCUUCCUGUACCUGAAUGAAGUCGCGGGCAGGCAUGGUGUGGGCCGCAUCGACAUUGUGGAGAACCGCCUCAUCGGCAUGAAGUCCCGGGGCAUCUACGAGACCCCAGCGGGGACGAUCCUUUACCACGCUCAUUUGGACAUCGAGGCCUUCACCAUGGAUCGGGAAGUGCGAAAAAUCAAACAAGGCCUGGGCUUGAAAUUCGCCGAGCUGGUGUACACGGGUUUCUGGCACAGCCCUGAGUGUGAAUUUGUCCGCCACUGCAUCGCCAAGUCCCAGGAGCACGUGGAAGGGAAAGUGCGGGUAUCCGUCUUCAAGGGCCAGGUGUACAUCCUCGGUCGGGAGUCCCCACUGUCCCUCUACAACGAGGAGCUGGUGAGCAUGAAUGUGCAGGGAGAUUACGAGCCAGUUGAUGCCACUGGUUUCAUCAACAUCAACUCCCUCAGGCUGAAGGAGUAUCAUCGCCUCCAGAGCAAGGUCACCGCCAAAUAAACCGGGCUGAUAAUGGGGAGCUGGGACUCCUCGCUUUGCCCAUCUCCCAAGUGCAGCCGCUAAUUGUUGUGAUAAUUUGUAGUUGUGACUUGUCCUCCAGGGCUGGCAGUGCAGUGCGGGUGCCAGGCCCCGGCUUUGUUCCCUGGUCCCCUGGAUCCUGCAGAAGUGGUCAGCAAACGGAAGGGGUGGGGGCCGGCUGCAGUCAGGAGCUGUAAAAUGACGAUUAAAA